Aspergillus pseudonomiae is the source of this 1110-nucleotide messenger RNA. Its product is annotated as UbiD family decarboxylase. The record is from RefSeq and is a predicted model, not a curated record. The transcript is spliced from 4 exons. NCBI's taxonomy places the organism in Eukaryota, Fungi, Ascomycota, Eurotiomycetes, Eurotiales, Aspergillaceae. Bases 1 to 1110 code for a protein of 369 amino acids.
AUGUCAAAUGUCAAUAGCUGGGUGUGGUUGGCAGUCGUACUGCUGAUCGCAUUACUACGCUAUGUCUCCCGUUGGCUUCAACUGGGGACGCCGAAAAAUUUCCAAAUAGAAGACCUUGUGAUGAUCGUCAACGUGAUUCUCUACAUUUUAUUGACGGUUUAUCUGGUUGAGGUUGAUAAGCACGGGACCAACGGGAUUCCCUUAGACAAAGUCGACCAGAUCGAUCCCUCAACGAUCCCGGAUCGUAUCAAGGGCAGUAAGCUGGUCAUUGUAGUGGAACAGCUAUGGCUAGGAGUCAUCUGGGGAUGCAAGGCAUGCUUGCUCUUGCUAUACUCGGCCAUGACGUUGGGCCUGUCGCAACAUCUAAUCGUCAAAUUAAUCGGCGCAUUCUGUGUGCUGAGUUUCGUGGUAGUUGAAAUCCUCUUUUUCGGAGUAUGGUGUCACCCUUUCUCGGCGUACUGGUCGGUCCCACCAAAGAAUGUACAGUGUUCCGUCUACCGCAACCACCUCAUUCUAGUCCUGGCCCUGAAUGUCGCUACGGACCUGAUGAUCAUGUGCAUCCCACUACCACUAUUGAUCAAGGCCAAGCUGAGCCUGUCCAAGAAGCUCACGCUAUGCGCCGUUUUCUCGCUGGGGAUUUUCGUCAUCCUCUGCUCUGUCCUCUCCAAGUACUAUUCGAUCUGGAAUCCCUACGGAGACCGCUGGGUAGACUGGUACGUCCGAGAGGCAGCAACCGCCAUCGUUGUGGCGAAUAUCCCUCAAACAUGGACCCUGUUCCGCCGGAUGUUCAACUGGAAAUCCUUCUUGGCACACUCGUCCUAUAACCGCAGCCACAGCCGAAGCAAGUACACCAACCGUCUUGAUAGCUCGACUAUGCAUCUUUCGCGAUUCAAGGGCGAUAAGUCGCACACGCGCUCCGUCGACAUCACGGCAUCUGGCGAGCAUAUUAAUUCGGAACAGCCGUUGGAAAUCUGGGAGCAUCGCCAGUUCCACGUCACGAAUGAACCGGGGGAAUCGAGUGAUGGUGGUAGUCAGAGCAGUAUCAGCUUGGAGUAUGAUACCACUGGGCUGAAUCCCCAGGGGAAGGCGACCGUGACGACAACAUCGUAA